AUGACCGACGAUUCCAGCUACGAACUCCCGCACGAAGCGUACACCUCGCACGUCUAUCCCCGCCAGUCGUCUAAUGGUUCGACGGUGAUAAUAUAUGGACAUGAACAGGGCCUGCGUCUUGUCUGGUACGGAGGGAGGUCUUUUAAGCCACCAAAACAAGAGGUGCCGCAUCCAAAAGUAAAUGGAACUACCAAAAGCGAUGCCAUGGUCAUUGACCUCGAUGACGACGACGAUGAAGAGCCGGCCGCAAGACAGCAGCACAAUCCAACUGUAGACUUUGAAGAUUACGAGGAUGAGGUCGACCCUUCUGCUCCUUUUCGAGAUGUCCUUCGAUACGUCGAUAUACCACUAGGCGCCGCAGCCUUGCAGGUGGCAGCACCUCACAUUCCAAAAGACUUUAUACAAGCGCCCACGGAAUCGUGGCCCUCAGUCUAUCUCAAGAGAAUUGUGGUGGCGGUUGCUUGUGCGGAUUCAACUAUCCGCAUCAUAUCGGCCCCCCUCGACCCCCCGGCACCCGAAGUGAAGGAUGUAUCAAAACUUGACGUCCAGAUAGUGAGGAUCAUCGGUCCAAAUUCUCAUCCAGAGUACAUCUCCGACAUCGCAAUCACGCACACUAAGGUGGUGUCAAACGAUCUAGAAGAUAACGAACGGAUCGAGGCCGGGUCACAAUCGAAGCAGAAGUCUACUGAGUCGGAUGCUCAGCAGUGGUCUCUGCUCGUUGCCUCGAUAUCGUGUAGCGGUUCAGGGUUGCUAUUGGUACAUCAAGUCCCAUUGUUGAGCAACAAUGCUCUAGCCACAGAUCCAGAUCAUUUGACACCAAUCCGCAGACAGUACCUACGCUCCUCUUCCAUGAGUGCGAGACUGGUCUUCAAUACCUGUCCAUAUCCCGCCGAACGACAUUCUACCCUACUCAUUGUCCUCCCUGCUGCCUCGUGUGUCAAGCUCUACCAAGUGUUCCCAGUUCACACAAGAGAACGCAGAGGAUCUACCGCAACAGUUGACACUGUAUCAAGCAACCGCUCAUUACGGACUAGUGCCGGCGGACGUGGGAGAUUCCUCAUCACGUUUCUCCCCUCAGUGAUCCAAGCUAACGACACAGCCACACUGAGACGGAAACGAGUCCUUGAUGCUCAGUGGAUUACUGCUGGUCGGGCCGUGAUAGCAUUACUCGAGGACGGGGAAUGGGGUAUCUGGGAUCUCGAGGCAGUUGGCCCGACGUCCAACAGCGCCGGGAGCAAUCUGAUCAGAGGACAAGGAAAUAUCUCUGGCAUCCAUGGUGGAUCACUGACAGCGUUUGCUGUUCGAUCGAAUAUCUUUUCCACGGCAGAAAGGAAACAAAAACCAGCCAACACCUCAAACCAACCUACAACAGGUUCCUUGGUCCCCAUGACGCCAUCAACACGGAGAACGCGAUCGGAGAACCUGUUUCAUGGUCAAACAGGGGAUGACACCACAGCAAGACCAUACAGCCAACAAGGAAGCAUCCACAUCGAGGACAAGUCGUCGAACAGAGGGCGCGACGAGUCUGUCAUCAUAAGCUACGCUGAUGGAAAUGUCUACAUUCCUUCUAUCCUCUCGUUUUGGAAGUCGGAGGGUAAACCGACCCGACUUCCGGCCAUCAGAUACGGAGGACAACAACAACGCAGUAUCAGCCUCUUUCCGAAACCAGAUAACGACAAUAGUGACUCACCUGGCUUGUUUGGCAUUGCCUCCUCUUUCCCAAACUUCCUCAUUCAAACCGAUCACCGUCUCAUUCUUUCAUUGAGCCCACUCCCAGCAGUAUCCACAACCGAUGCAGCCACGCAAACAGAAGUUCGUAUCGCUCCGCCGACCUCAGAUCAAGCCCUUCUCGCCGCUGGGGACCUGGACGUCGACGGAAUGGAUAGAAUACUCGAAGACAUGGGCGCCUCGAAACCCAGGCCACUGAACCUCUUUACGAAGAGCGUGGGAUUCCGCAUUGACGAAGACAUGGACGAUGAAGACAUGGACAUGGGCUCACCCACUCCUGCGAAAUCCUCGCGGCCCAAGCUCGGAAGUGCCCCCAACAGUCAGGUGUCGCAGAGACGUAUCUUCACGUAG
Capronia epimyces CBS 606.96 is the source of this 2079-nucleotide messenger RNA. RefSeq lists its product as uncharacterized. NCBI's taxonomy places the organism in Eukaryota, Fungi, Ascomycota, Eurotiomycetes, Chaetothyriales, Herpotrichiellaceae. Bases 1 to 2079 code for a protein of 692 amino acids. The transcript has a single exon. The record is from RefSeq and is a predicted model, not a curated record.